ACACCGUUCAUUCGUUACAGCGGCUUUCGAAAAAAAAAAAAGAAAUCUUUGGAGGAGUUGGUGUUUUUAUGUACCCCCACCAACACCAACAGGUAUGGGUACCUCAAGCCGGCCGGGUUGCCUUCAUCGCCGGUCAAGGUCAACACCAACCAAACCGGAUCGUGCACCGGUAUACCACCCUACUGCUCGCACGCGCUUCAGUAGUCAGUACAUCACCAUCCACGAGUCCAUCGUGUCGUGUCAUCCAAAUCACGCGCGCGCACGCCGCUAUGCUCCGCGUCCGCGUCCGCGUCCGCGUGAUCGUGAUCCCCCUCGACCUCGAGGCGGAGGACCUUCUGAUUCGCAUCGAACUGGCUGGCACGGGCCUGACGGCCAGGCCAUGCCCGCGCGACCGCGUUGCCUUUUCGGCCGCAUUCUUUGCUUGCGCCGUGAAAGAAACCGAUUCCGCGCGCAGACAGGUACAGGUUAGGGGUCAACCAGUUUGUUCGUCAGCUAUCCUCUCCCUCUCCUCGGCGCCCUCAUCCGGGCAUGGCGUGCGGCGGCAGGGGCGGCACGGGGUGGUCCUCGCUGCCGGCGGACCUGCUGCUCACCGUAUUCGCCCUCCUCCCCUCCGACGUCGACCGCAUCCGCUUCCGCGCCGUCUGCGCGGGCUGGGGCGCCGCCGCGGCCGCGUGGCGCCCGCGCCCCUGGCUCGUCGGAUCCGUCACCGACCGCUCCGGCCGGGCCGCCGGCGCCAUGUCGUCGUUCUGGCUCUCCCCCGGCGGCGGCCUCCUGCCCUUCGCCGCCAACGUGCCACCGGGGCUGGACUACCUCUCCUCGUCCUCCCACGGCUACCUCGCGCUCUCCGACCCCAGGAUUAGCCCCAAGGCCAUCCUCCUCCUCAACCCCUUGACCGGCCGGCGCGUCCACCUCCCGCCCAUCGGCUUCUUCAGCAACUGGCUCGACCUGACCACCGUCGUGCUGUCGGCCGACCCCGCCACGGCCGCCGAGUGGGCCGCGGUGGCCGUCGGGUUCCCGACCACCUGCCUCGCCUACUACAGCUCCGCCACCGGGGCGUGGGCGCGGCUCGACUUCCGCGUGCCCGGCUACGCCGGCGUCGAGCACUACGAGGGGCGGUUCUACGUGGCCUUCAAGUCCCGGAUCUGCAUCUGCGAGGUCGACGGGGACGCGCCCGCGGUCAUCCCGCUCGAGCACGUCGACGCGGACGGCGACGCCGACGCCUCGGACGACGACGACGACGACGACGACAAGCUCCCUGGCGGUGGGAGGCGCGUCGUCGACACGCACCUGGUGGAGUGCGGCGGCCAGCUGCUCCUCGUCUCGGUGCACGACGACGUCGUGUACAACUCGGACGACGACGUCGUCGGCAUGGCGGGCCUCGCCGUGGACGACGGCGGCAACAAGGGCGGCGACGCGCGUGCGGUGGAGGCUCACAGGGUGGAGUGGCUCGGGGAUGGGGCGGUGCGGCUGGUGCGCGUGGUGGACAUCGGCUUGAACAAUCUGUUCCUGGGGAGGAACCGCGCGUUCGCGCUCUCCGGCGCGGAGUUCCCCUGCUGCCGCGCCAACUGCAUCUUCCUCGUCGACCGGCAGGGCCAGCCGGACGGGGUCGUCAGGGUGCUGGGCAUGGAGAGCCAGUCGGCGCGCCACGAGGAGACCAUCUGCCAGGACGACGGCCGGCAAGGACCCUCUUCGACCGGGUGGGCUCGCCGUGGCUGGUUCUUCCCCAACUAUUAGCUACGGUCGUGGUCAACUGGUCAUCUUGUCUUUAUGCUUGCUAUAGUUAGCAGUACAAUUUUUGUUUGUGAUGGGGAUUGAUUACUCAGUCACACAAACUAGUGAACUCCUAGUGCCUCCGUUCGUUAAUCCUGUAGUACGCCUACUAAAAAUAAAAAUAAAAUGGAGGUGCUUUCUGAUCGCGAUAAGCCGAUGA
Sorghum bicolor (sorghum) is the source of this 1930-nucleotide messenger RNA. RefSeq lists its product as uncharacterized. Gene Ontology annotation, molecular function: protein binding. The coding region runs from base 529 to 1734 and encodes 401 amino acids. The transcript has a single exon. NCBI's taxonomy places the organism in Eukaryota, Viridiplantae, Streptophyta, Magnoliopsida, Poales, Poaceae. The record is from RefSeq and is a predicted model, not a curated record.